AGGAGCCGAUACCUAGUACUGUUUGUGGGGACGAGCUGCGCGCACGCAUUCUACCUCGCGCCAGACAGUAGCGCGCACGCGCGAAUUUCAAACCGUGUGUAUUAAGAGACCAGCGAGAUGAUGCUGGCCGGCGCCGAAAUCGUCAGCGAGGACAGUGUGGCCUACAAGAGCAAUGAAGAAGAGGUGACCGUUUCUAAACGGCCUCCGAACGAGCCUCCGAGCGAGCCUCCGACGGCCACAAUGAAAUCGUCAAAAGCAGAGCCUGUUGACAUAUACUUCUCGAAUAUCACGUGUACAGUUAAUCUGGGAUUUAAUAAAGGAUCGAAGCAGAUCUUGCACGGGGUGCACGGACGGCUACGCCCGCGUCAGCUGAUCGCCAUUAUGGGGCCGUCCGGCGCGGGCAAGUCCACAUUGCUGGACGUCCUGUCUGGGUACCGGAUCAGUGGUGUGGGGGGAGCGGUCUUCAUUAACGGGAGAGGCAGAAUCAUGAAGAAUUUCAAGAAGAUCUCAUGUUACAUUCAGCAAGACGACCGCCUGCAGGGCCUGCUGACGGUGGGGGAAAAUAUGGCCGUGGCAGCGGACCUCAAGCUGCCCACCACAAUGGACAAGUACGACAAAGGAGAAGUGAUCGAAGAAAUACUAACAAACUUGGGCUUGUAUGAGCACAUCAACACAAGAGGGUCACAGUUAUCCGGAGGCCAAAGGAAGAGGCUAUCGAUUGCUUUGGAACUCAUAAACAAUCCCCUAAUAAUGUUCCUAGACGAACCCACGACGGGUCUGGACAGCUCGUCGUGCAGCCAGGUGGUGCAGCUGUGCCGGUCGCUGGCGCACCAGGGGCGCACCAUCGUGUGCACCGUACACCAACCCUCCGCCUCAUUGUUCCAGCUAUUUGACCAGGUGUACGUGUUGGCCGCCGGACAAUGCCUCUACCAAGGCACCACUGCCAAUUUAGUACCCUACCUUGAUGAAGCUGGUGUUCCCUGCCCGAUUUAUCACAACCCUGCUGAUUACAUAAUCGAAUUAGCGUGUGGAGAAUAUGGUGAUGAUAAAAUUCAACUGCUAACGUCAAAAGCCGAGAACGGUCGUGCUCUAGAUUGGUUCCCGGAAUCUGACAGCAUUCCGACCAUGGAGGGUCUACGGAAACAGUUUCCUCUCAGCGUCCUGAGGGACCAGGAUCCGGGAAAUAAUACGGAAGAGACUUCCCAGUCCAACCAGAGAUCUGUACUCAUUAAGCGAGGAUUCUUGAAAGCUAAACGCGAUUCCACCAUGACACAUCUAAGGGUGAUCGUAAAUAUAGUGGUAGGGAUAAUGCUGGGGAUGCUAUUCAUAGAGGCUGGUAAUGAGGGCUCCAGGGUGCUGGAGAAUUACAACCUGCUGUUCGCUAUACUGAUGCACCAUAUGAUGUCGCCGAUGAUGCUCACUAUUCUUACAUUCCCUUCGGAAAUGUCAGUUCUGUCUAAAGAGCACUUCAACAGAUGGUACUCGCUGGGAUCAUACUACAUCUCUAUAACGUUAGUGGAUUUACCAAUCUCUAUAAUCUCGUGUCUGAUAUUCAGCGUGAUUGUGUACACGAUGUCAGCGCAGCCUCUAGACAUCGUACGCUUCAGUAUGUUCUUCACUAUCUCGCUGUACAUAGUGCUCGUCGCGCAGAGCUUCGGGCUUAUGAUCGGCGCCGGCGUAGACGUUGUCAACGGCACAUUCUUAGGUCCAACUCUAUCCGUGCCCAUGAUGAUGUUCGCCGGAUUCGGUGUGACGCUGCGGGACCUUCCCUCGUAUCUGUAUUGGGGCUCUUACUUUUCGUACCUGCGCUACGGGCUCGAGGGCUUCGUCGCCGCCAUCUACGGCUUGGACCGGCCCGUGCUCGCGUGCGAAGAGGCGCUCUACUGCCAUUACAGAAACCCGAGCGUGUUCCUGAAUGAAGUGGCGAUGUCUCCGAACAAGUUCUGGUGGGACGUGCUCGCGCUCUCGCUGUACGUGGUCGUGUUCCGGGUAGCCGCCUUCCUGCUGCUCAAGUGGAAACUCACGGCUGUGCGAUAGACUGAUUUCGUAGUACUUUAUUUAUAUACCUAUCAACUAUCAAUAAUGUGUAAAGUAUCGCGCUUUGAACACAUACUACAUGUAUACUAACGGGACUUGUCACGAACCUUGGAUAUGACUAACUGGCCAAUCACAUCAAUCAGAUUUAUCUAGCGGGUUAAUUCUGUCAGAUUACAAUAUGAUAUUUUAUCAGAAAGUGGAGAGACAGGGCCUUAAUGUUGCUGAAGUUUCUUAGACCUUGUCCCUAAGUCCUGUUAGGAUAUAUAUGUAGUAAUGUACACCUAUAAAUUUCCAUAAAUGUGUAUUCACGAAGUUCGGAACGGUGGCGUGGCUGGUGGGAAAAGAAAACCAAACAACACAAUAUUGUAACAAGAUUUUAAAAGUGAUAUAUGACAUAUUCUUACACUUAUUAGGAUUUGUGCAAUGGAUUUAAAUAAAUCACGGAUUCCAACAAAUUUCAACGGACUCCGUUUUCUUGAAAGAAACUUGCCUACGUUUUCAAUUUAUGAUAUUUUAGUAGACUAUCCAAAAUCAAUUCCUUCUCUCCUUUAUAUUUAUUUAGAAUCUUUACAUUAACAAAUGAUAGCAACGUUAUAAUUCUUGGUGAACACACAUUUUCAAUUUUAUACAGGGUUAGCUUAUGUAAUAGCAAUAAGUAAAAGGGAUAAACUAAUAUUUGGACUUUGAUAUAACAUUGUUUUCGUAGUGUUACUGUAUGUAUGUCAAAACAAAAGACGAGCGCGACGGUUUCAGAAAUUAAACUGAAUUAUUUACUACAGCAUAUAACUUACAGGUAUACUUAGUUGCACUCAUGAACCAGUUGCACAACCCGUCCACAAACCUACUUCUUUUUACAUUCCAAACAUUAUCUUGAUUUUAUUUAUAUAUAAAUGCAAAAUUUUUCUGUGAUAUGUCAUUUUAAAACAAUGUUAUGUCUGCUCAUCGAACUAAUUAUUUUUUCUUGAAUUUUAACAUAGGUACGUACUUAUACCAAAAAUGGCAAAACAUGUAAUAUUAAAAUUACUUGUAUGAAGACAAGUUAAAAUUAUAGUUAUUUUAAUGUAGGCUAUUCUAACUGAAAUUAUGUUUUACAUAAGUUUUGUACCUACAUGUAAAGUAGGAAAUGUACACAAAAUAUUUUUGUUAAUUUUAUAAGAGAAGGAAGGCAGGUGGGAAGUUAUAUUUACAUACACUUUCAUUGGAUCGUUUUGCAAAUGGUUAGACGUUCUUGUUGAAUCUUGCCUAUACUUAGUCAUGUUUACACGACUGCCCAAGGAGUGUGAUUGUAGAUAUAAUUUUAAAUGUGGAGCUCAAAAUUGCUCAUUUGAAUUACUAUUUAUUUUUUGUUACAUAUAUAGAAAAUAGAUAAAUAAAUUAGUUUAUAACAGUGAAACUUAUAAAUAAAAUCAUAAAAUGUUAA
Messenger RNA from Plodia interpunctella (Indianmeal moth), 3457 nucleotides. RefSeq lists its product as uncharacterized. The transcript is spliced from 12 exons. Bases 118 to 2037 code for a protein of 639 amino acids. The record is from RefSeq and is a predicted model, not a curated record. Lineage: Eukaryota; Metazoa; Arthropoda; Insecta; Lepidoptera; Pyralidae. Gene Ontology annotation, molecular function: ABC-type transporter activity; ATP hydrolysis activity; ATP binding. Gene Ontology annotation, biological process: transmembrane transport. Gene Ontology annotation, cellular component: membrane.